This is a messenger RNA of Homarus americanus (American lobster), 2153 nucleotides long. Its product is annotated as metalloreductase STEAP4-like. NCBI's taxonomy places the organism in Eukaryota, Metazoa, Arthropoda, Malacostraca, Decapoda, Nephropidae. Gene Ontology annotation, molecular function: cupric reductase (NADH) activity; ferric-chelate reductase (NADPH) activity. The coding region runs from base 1 to 1602 and encodes 533 amino acids. The record is from RefSeq and is a predicted model, not a curated record. Gene Ontology annotation, biological process: copper ion import. Gene Ontology annotation, cellular component: plasma membrane; endosome. The transcript is spliced from 11 exons.
AUGUCAGUACAGGGUCAGAAGUCAACGGAGGGUCGGGUCUGGUCCACUCAACACCACAGGAUCCACCCUAGUGCUGACACCAUACUCCACCAUAACCAGGGAAUGGAUAACAUGUCAUUCGGGACGGACGGGUCUGAUCCCCUGGGGGUUAAUGGCACCGCCAAUGGUUUAUCGUCUGACGGGAAGCGGAAGGCGCCUCAAGACCCCGAUAAGGUGAUAGCGGUCUUGGGGUCAGGGGACUACGGGCGAGCCAUCUCUCGUCGGAUGGUCAACUCUGGCGUGACUGUGUACAUUGGCUCCAGGGAUCCCAACAGGAGCAAGAUUAAGAAUCUGGUGAGGCAGACGGGGGCGGUGCUGGCGGCGCAGGAGGUGGCUCUAGCGGCAGCCAAGAUGGUGGUGGUGGCGGUGGGACGUGAUCACUACGACUACCUCCCCAUCACUAACCUACGAGGGAAGAUCCUUAUUGACGUCUCCAACAACACCGAGAGGCGUAGGGGUCCACAUUACCGGAGCAAUGCAGAGUACCUACAGGGGCUGGUGCCGGAGGCCAAGGUGGUGAAGGGCUUCAACGUGCUCUCUGCUUAUGCUCUCGAGAACGGCGGCCUUCAGGGGAGCAAGGAAGUAUUCCUGGCCAGUGACCACAUAGAUGCCAAGGCCAAGGUAUCAGACUUAGUUCGGAUGAUGGGAUUCCACCCUGUAGACUGGGGGAGCCUCCAAGCGUCCCGUGACAUAGAGGACGUCCCCUUGCACCUCAUGCCGUCCUGGAAGCGUCCCGUUGCUGUCGUGUUUGGAGUCUUCCUCUUCUUGUGGCUGCUGGCUCUCUUCUCGUUCCAGAUCUGUCCCAACAUCGCUUCUGGUGAGUGGACUGAAAAAUGGAGCCACAUUGCCAUGAAGAACUUCAACAGAGUUCUUGCCAUCACUGCUAUCUGGAUCCUCUCCUUCUGCUACAUCCCAGGUCUGAUAGCGUCUUACAUCCAACUGUGGAGAGGAACCAAGUACAGCAGGUUCCCCAAGUGGCUGGAUGACUGGCUCAAGAUGAGGAAGCAACUGGGACUCCUGAUGCUGGGACUUGCAAGCUUACAUGCCUGCAUCUCUGUGGCGUACGUGACCCCUCAGACGACAUCCUGGGUGUACGAGGAUCCCGUUAAGGUUCAAGCACAGGUGAUAGUGGAUGAGAAUACCACCACUACCGACACCAUCACUAUCUACAACGAUGAAUUCAACUGGCGAGGAGAGCUUUUCCUCACUAUGGGAGCCAUUGCCAUGUGUCUGACGAUUGUACUGGGGAUAUCGUCUCUACCUUCCGUCACUGCUACAUUAUCCUGGCGGGAGUUUACCUUCAUACAGAGUAAACUUGGCUGGGUAGCGUUGAUUUGUGCCGCCGCUCACGACAUCUUCCUAGCCUGGCAGUUUAUGUUCCUCUACUGGGGAUGUUUCAGAACACUCCCUAUUGGCCCACAGUAUGCCCUGUACCCUCCAUUCAUCGCUGUCAUCAUGAAAAUACCCUUACUGCUCCCACCUGUUGACAAUUACCUGCAGAAAAUCAGAAAGGGAUAUGAACGUGGUAGUCAGUAUGAAGUGAGGAAGUCUGAAGUAGCUUAGAGUAUGUCUUAAACAGUACAGUACCACCAUGCUCAUACUUACCUUGGCCUACAGUGAUCACUCUACCUUGUAAAGAACUGUGAUGUGUGUCUCAGCUUUGUGUAGGUAGGACUUAAGAAGGCAAGGAAAAGUAUUUGUAGUUUAAGGACACAAUAAUUUUAAAAGAGUUUUUAAUAUGAGCUUCUGUUGGUUGAAAGUAACAGGUACUUAACUACAAACUAUGUGAAGAAUUAUUUUUAUCUUGUUUUUAGAGAUAUUGAUGAACCAUGACCUAUUUUAUCUCUUCCGCUUAUGAUAUUCUUCUGUGUUUGACUUAGACCGUUGCCAUAGGGCUUUUGUGUUGUAUACAGAACGUUUACAUAUAUCAAUCAGUUGGAGUACCAUCCUUAUAUCUGAGGGUUGACGACCACAGUCCUCUACUCUAAAUGUUCUUGGGCUGUUUUGACCAAUCCUCUUAAGAUUUUGUAUCUCUGGGGACCCAUUUUUUUUAUUUCAUUCACCCAUCCCAGUCUCAGUCUUCCCCUGGCCCUCCACCCUAGUCUCUACCUUCC